AUGGAAGAGCAGAAAAUGCUGCCAACGAAUGAUGCCAUGGUUAGUAAGCCAAGAAAAAAGAAACCUUCAACACAUGAGACUGCAAUGCUCAAUGCACCCGGGAAUAGUAAGAAAAGACUUCAGGAUGCACGAGCCCGGUCUAGCCAGAAAGGACAGAAGGCCUCCAAAAAAGUACUGAUGAAUGAUAUUUCCCCAUUGUUCCGACAAGAAGAGAGGUCGACCUCAGAUUCUUUGCCAGACUCUUCUACAUAUGGAAAUGAAUACCGGGCUUUGAGGCGAAAAUAUUUACUACUAGAAGAGGAAAGCUUUGGAAUGGGAUCAGAAUUGAAAGAGGUUGAAGAUGAGAUAAUGGCCCUUGAGAAGGAGAAGCUAUCUUUGUUGGAUGAGCUUGUUGUGUUGGUAGGCCUAAUUGAUCCUUCAGAUAUUCAGCCUCAGGGACAAAGAUUGCAAUGA
Fraxinus pennsylvanica is the source of this 453-nucleotide messenger RNA. Lineage: Eukaryota; Viridiplantae; Streptophyta; Magnoliopsida; Lamiales; Oleaceae. The record is from the annotation of a GenBank genome assembly.